This is a messenger RNA of Chlorella variabilis, 1254 nucleotides long. RefSeq lists its product as hypothetical. NCBI's taxonomy places the organism in Eukaryota, Viridiplantae, Chlorophyta, Trebouxiophyceae, Chlorellales, Chlorellaceae. The record is from RefSeq and is a predicted model, not a curated record. Gene Ontology annotation, biological process: mRNA processing. The transcript has 7 exons. Bases 1 to 1254 code for a protein of 417 amino acids.
AUGGCCGACUUUGAGGAGCUGUAUGGAGAGCUCCCCGAGGCCGAGCAGCCCGCCCCGCAAUCGGAUCAGCAGCAGCAGGGCAGCGCCGCGGGGCCUGCAGCGGCGGUAGAAGAGGGAGAUGACUUGUUUCAGCAGCUUUACGGCGAGGCGGCUCCCGAUGUAGCAGCAGAGGAGCAGCAGCCAGCACCUGGUGCGGGUGCAGGCACGCCCCUCGACGCGCCGCAGGCGGCCCAGCCGCCUGCCGGGGCUGCGCUGCCGGGGCUGACGGCGGCGGCGCCGCAAGCGGCGGCAACGGCACCAGCGGCAGCAGCUCAGCAGCAGCAGGCGGAAGAGGAGGACGACGACGAUCUGAUGAUCACCCUUGACGAGAAUGCCACGGCGGGUGGAGCCCUCGGCGCACCGGCCGUGGGCGCCGCUCCCGGCCAGCACAUGGACAUUAGCGAUGCGGCGGCGCCGGGGGGGCACCCAGGAGGCGGCGGCCCGCGCGGCGGCGGCCCCGGCGGCGGCUUUGGCUCGCAGCAUGCCAUCGGCGGCAUCCCCCGCAGCGCCAUCCCCGGCCUGGGCCUCAGCACAGGCGGCUACCAGCCCGCCGCCAUCCCGGGGCUCGCCGCCAGCGGCGGCGGCGGGCCCCCCGCGGCGCCCGGCGGCGCGCCCUCGCAGCCCGCGGCAGCGGCCGCAGCGCUGGCGGCCCCCGGCAUGCGCCCGCCCUUCCGUCCCUCACAGCAGCAGCGCCCAGCCAUGGAUGUCUCUCAAGCCGUCUUCCCUUCCGAGUGGCAGCCGGGCCUGCCGGUCAAGCUGCCCGGCCAGACGCGGGUCAGCCCCGAGGAGUACAAGGAGUUCCUGGCGCUGGGGCACGGCGAGAUCUUCAGCCUGGAUCUGGAUGCUGUGGUGGACGCGCCCUGGCGCCUGCCCGGCAUCGACCCUUCCGACUUUUUCAACUUUGGCCAGACGGAGCGGGGGUGGCGGGAGUACUGCCAGCGCGUGCAGCAGUACCGCCUGGAGUUCAGCAUGAAGGACAGGGACAGGGAGGACCGGCGCGGCCCGCCGGGCGGGCGGUACGAGGACCGCCUGGGCGGGCCGCCGCCGCCGCCGUUCCGCGGCGACCGGGGGCCGCCGCCGCCGGGGUUCCGCGACCGCGGGCCGCCGCCGGGGUUCCGCGACCGCGGGCCGCCGCCGCCUGGCUUCCGGCCCGACUUUCCACCCGGCCGCCGCGACGACAUCGACCGCGACAGGCAAGCAAGCAGUUGCACAUAA